Molecule: messenger RNA, 602 nt
Organism: Helianthus annuus (common sunflower)
Lineage: Eukaryota; Viridiplantae; Streptophyta; Magnoliopsida; Asterales; Asteraceae
Product: mini zinc finger protein 2
Exons: 1
Coding region: 122-385 (87 amino acids)
Biological process (GO): regulation of DNA-templated transcription; regulation of developmental process
Cellular component (GO): nucleus
Molecular function (GO): DNA-binding transcription factor activity; transcription cis-regulatory region binding
Source: RefSeq, a predicted model, not a curated record
UGGGAAACUCACUUCAUCUAUAAGUAUAAAAAGCCAUGGAUACAAGCUUUACUUAGGGUUUGUUUCAAUCUCUCUCUCUUCCUCUUAUAAUCUUUUGAAGGAGAGAAGAGUUAAGUGGAGAAUGAAGAAACGUCAAGUGGUGGUUAAGAAGAGUAGUUCUAAUAUUAGAUCAUCAAGUGUGAGGGUUCGUUAUGGAGAGUGCCAGAAGAAUCAUGCGGCUAACAUCGGUGGGUACGCGGUAGAUGGGUGCAGGGAGUUCAUGGCAGGUGGAGAAGAAGGUACGGCGGCUGCCGUCGCGUGUGCCGCCUGUGGCUGCCACCGUAGUUUCCACAGGAGAGAAGUGAAUGAAGUUGUAUAUGAGGGUUCAUCAACAUCUGAUGCCUAGGGUGCAUGUAAGUGGUCAAAAAAGAGGGCCUGCUGCUGGGGACUGUUCAAUUGAACACAAAUUAAACACUCACACAUGUAUGAAUAUCUUAUAUAUAUCUUUUCUAUAGAUUUUCAAAAACUGCUUAAUUGUAUUGAAUAUUGAUUGCUGUUUUUGUACAAAACUAAUUACUUUAUCCUCUAUCCAAAUUAUACAAUGAUUCUAAAGUACUGCCAAA